AUGGCCGAAGAGCCGCUCCCCAGCGCUGCCGCUGCCCAGCAGAGCAUCUUUUCUCGCAGGCCCUCCUUUUUUGGGGGACGGCACAGGCACAACCCGCCCAAGACUCCCACUGCGUCCCAGCAGCUGCCUCCGCCCACGCGCACCGCCGCCUCCCCGCCCACUAUCAAUCUCCCGCCCGUGUCUCCCAUCGGCAACGCGGACGCCCUGCUACCCAGCCAAUACGAGUUCCCCCAGAAACCCCCCUCGACACCGCCCCGCCGCAAGCACGCUUCGCGCCACAGCAUCUCGUCGACACUAGGAGAUAUUGGUACCACGCUGCAGCGGUCACGCAGCGCGAGCCUGCGGACAAACGACUCGAGCGGCACCACCAGCAACGCUUCCACGUCGCGCACGUCCUCGCACAAGAGGACGCCCUCCGCCAACCUGGCCACCUCCCUGUCCCCCGAGAAGCCCUCCUCCCAGCCUACCAAUGCUGCCGCCUCGCGCCCGGCCUUGUCCAUUUCGACCUUCGCGCGCAGUACUAAGCAGCGCUCGGCGGAGAAUGUAAGGCCAGACACUGCUGUGGGGGCCGGCAGCCGCCAGGGGUACGACAAGGAGCCUCUGUCAGCAGUGGACAAGCCCAAGACGCCCUUUGGCCGCGCCAGGUUUCCCUCAAACAACAACGAUCCUCCGCCCUUGCGCCGCCAGGACACCGGCACCUAUGGGGGCAGCACCAUGAACUACAAUGCGGGUGGACUGGGCCCCGCGGCGCCGAUACCGCUACCCACGGGCGCGAACCCGAACAUCAUAUUCCAACACAUACAGGAGAUGGCUUCGAAGCGCAUCUCGACAUUAGACUACCUCCGAAAAGCGCACGAGGGCCGCAUAUACUGGUUCAACACGCUCCUCUUCUCCCGCACCGACCUCACGCGCCUUCCCUCCUUCACGCCACGCAACCUCGCCCGCCGCGCAACACACUACCUCCUCCUCGGCUUCUCCCUCCCCACCAUCCUCGACCUCAACUCCUCCAAUCCCACCGACUACCUCAAAGCUCUGCUUUCCUUACUCAUGGAAUUUGAACAAUACCAGAGCAUACACCCAGCCGACGGUUCUGCACCCAGUCUUGGCCGGGGGAGAAUACCGGGCAUGCAGAUGUUCAAGCGGGUAAAUGCUAGCGUAGGUGGCAAGGGCAGGAGAAGCAGCUCCGCAGCUGGUACCGAUUUUGCCGGCCUCAACUUCAACGAACCGACAGCGGGCAUGGAUUCGCCCCCUGACAACGACCUGCUGUUGCCUAACGAAUCGUAUUUGUACCUCCAGACGCCGAGUCUGCCCUUCGAUCCAGACUUCUUCAGCACGUUCGCGACCCUCUGCGACGUGCUGAUCGACUGCUACACAAAAAUCUUGAGCCUACUCAGCACGCCCGAAAGUAUCGUACUUGCGGGCGGCGGCGUCCCCAGUACCGUGGGUGAGCUGUUCAAUAAGGCAGACGCAAAGGUGCGGAAAGUGAUACUAGCAGGCGUAGUAAGGGAAUUUGAGGAAGGCUGCCGCGGCGGCGUGCGUGCCGAGGUCGGGGGUGUGGGUAAAGUGGUGCUCGGAGGGCUGAUGUGA
Paraphaeosphaeria sporulosa is the source of this 1587-nucleotide messenger RNA. RefSeq lists its product as uncharacterized. Bases 1 to 1587 code for a protein of 528 amino acids. The record is from RefSeq and is a predicted model, not a curated record. The transcript has 2 exons. Lineage: Eukaryota; Fungi; Ascomycota; Dothideomycetes; Pleosporales; Didymosphaeriaceae.